Molecule: messenger RNA, 1935 nt
Organism: Carcharodon carcharias (great white shark)
Lineage: Eukaryota; Metazoa; Chordata; Chondrichthyes; Lamniformes; Lamnidae
Gene: ssb
Product: small RNA binding exonuclease protection factor La
Exons: 12
Coding region: 100-1362 (420 amino acids)
Biological process (GO): positive regulation of translation; RNA processing
Cellular component (GO): cytoplasmic stress granule; ribonucleoprotein complex; nucleus
Molecular function (GO): RNA binding
Source: RefSeq, a predicted model, not a curated record
GUUCACGGUGACCGCGGUGUUUGCUGGGAUACACAGAGACUUUAAAUACCGUCGGAGGCGUGUGGUCGGCUCAGAGCCGCAUCGGAAUAGGUUGCUAAGAUGGCUGAGAAUGGUGUGGCUCAAGAAAUAACUCCCUUGGAGAAGAAAAUUUGUGAACAGAUUGAAUAUUACUUUGGUGAUCACAAUUUGCCACGGGAUAAAUUUCUCAAAGAACAGAUCAAGCUGGAUGAUGGUUGGGUACCCCUGGAAACCAUGAUUAAAUUUAACAGGUUAAGUCGUCUGACAACAGAUUUUACUGUAAUAGUAGAAGGGCUCAAGAAAUCAACAAGUGGAUUUCUGGAAAUAAGUGAAGAUAAAACCAAAAUUCGUCGUUCUCCAAGCAAGCCUCUGCCAAAGUUUGAGGAGUACAAAAAUGCUGUGAAGGAUAGAUCUGUAUAUGUUAAAGGCUUUCCCACAAGUGCUACACUUGAUGAGAUUAAGGGUUGGUUUGAUGAAACUGGACCUGUGGAGAAUAUACAGAUGAGGAGGACAUUGCAGAGACAAUUUAAGGGAUCAGUAUUUGUGGUCUUUGACAGUAUAGAUUCGGCCACAAAAUUUGUAGAAACAACAGGUCUGAAGUACAAAGAUAAUGACAUGAUUGUGCUUUUCAAAGAAGCUUAUUUUGUGAAGAAAGCUGAAGAAAGGAAACAACAUAAAACAGCAAAAAACAAAAAAAAUGAGAAAGAACAUAAACCUGUGGAAGAUCUUGAUGUGCUUGACACGAAAUCCCUCAAGGAAAAAACUGGGUGCUUGCUGAAGUUUGCUGGUGACCUUGCUGAUCAGACAUGCAGGGAGGAUAUUCAUGAAAUUUUCUCCAAUCAUGGUGAAAUACAAUGGAUAGAUUUCAUAAGGGGUGCUAAAGAGGGAAACAUCCUCUUUAAAACAAAUGCAAAGGAAACACUUGAGAAGGCAGAAGCAGCUCAUGGAGGAAAAUUGCAAUUGAGAGACAAAGAUGUGACCUGGGAAAUGGUGGAUGGUGAAGAGGAAAAAGCAAUUUUAAAGAAGAUAAUAGAAGACCAGCAGGAGUCUCUGAACAAGCGAAAGGGCAAAGUUCAAAGGGGUAGAGGAAGAGGUGGUAAGGGAAGUUGGGGACAACAAAGGGUGCAGUUCCAAGGCAAGAAAACAACAUUUGAGAGUGAAGAUGAAGAUGGUGCUCAGGAAAUUGAGGAAACUAAAGAAAUGACUGCUACAAGUCCAAAGAAGAGAACGAUUGAAGAAGUUGAAUCUGUAGGUGAGCCUGCAGCAAAACAACUGAAAACUGAAUCUGUAGAUGAGUCUACACCAAAACAACUGAAAACAGAAGGUCAAUCUGGUGAUCAGUAGGAUUCAAUUUAUGUUCUGCAAACAGAACAAAAUGACCACAUGGCCUGAUCCAAGGAGUUUUAACUACAUUUAAUUUUUAUCUCUGCAUUUCUUCAAUUGAAUAUCUUCCAGAGGGAUGGAAUUUAUUUAAACGAAAACCGUAUGAAGUCCACUUCAAUGUCGAUCUAGAAUUUAAAGAAAAGUAUUAACUACUGUAUAAUUUGGAGAUGCCUUAACUGCAUGCUUGUCUAAGGUUUGUGUAGAUGGUUUUUAAAGCAUUUUACUUAUGUUAAACUUUGAUUUGUUACUUUAUUUGCAAUUUAAUUUUCUUGCAGAGAUUUAAAUGCACAAGACUGCUAUGUUGUACCUUGGAAGUUUGACAUUAAUUUUAGUCUUAAAUAUCAUUUCACUGUAAAUAGCCUGCAAAUUCAUGAAUAAAACUACUUUGAACUAUGUAAAGGGUUUGAUACUGAUCUUGCGUAAGCUGGUCUGCAGGUGAUGUACAAAUUGGACUAUACCAAAAUCAGGCAUUAACUGUAAAAUUUUAAAUAUUUCAUAAAUCAGUUAUAAAUAAAUGACAUUCUGUGACUAUGA